Molecule: messenger RNA, 3542 nt
Organism: Manis javanica (Malayan pangolin)
Lineage: Eukaryota; Metazoa; Chordata; Mammalia; Pholidota; Manidae
Gene: SDC2
Product: syndecan 2
Biological process (GO): dendrite morphogenesis; cell migration
Cellular component (GO): membrane; cell surface
Source: RefSeq, a predicted model, not a curated record
GAGCACCCGGGGAGGGAGGCGGCGGCGCGAGAGGAGGAGGGGCGCAGCCGGCAGCCGAGCCACCAGCUCGGCCCGACGCACUCCUCUCCAGAUACUCCGGGAGUCCUCGCCGCGCGGACUGCGCGCCCCCGCUGCUCUGUCCCCAAACUUCGGCUGCAGCUAGAUUCCAAGCCAUCUAAUUUAUUCUGCAAAAUCAGAAACUGAACUGCGACUCGGAGAAGGAGUCCGCGGAGGGGUAAACCAGCGGAGCAAGAGGAGCUCUAGAGAAAAGCCUCCCCGAGCAACAGCUCGGCGUCGGGAGUGCAAAACCAACAAGUGAGAAGGCGCCGCGGUCCCGGAGCGCAUCCGCGGGCGCCCGGAGCAGGCGCAGGAAGAGCGAGCGAGGCCCCCGAUCCCGGAGCGCGAGCCCCGGCCCGGCCCCCGAGUAUCCGAGCCCGAGCCGCGGUCGCUGCGGCGGCUGUGCUCCGGGUCUUUCUGCGCGGGCUUCGCCGGGCGCUGGGCGGGAGGCUUCGUGUCGCCCUCGUUGCAAACGGCGGCUGGGAGCAGCCGGACCCGGGGAAUAUGCGGCGCGUUUGGAUCCUGCUCAUCUUGGGCUUGGUGGCCUGCGUGUCGGCAGAGUCGAUAUGGUGCCAUUCAUCCUGACGAAGGGAUUCGUUUCAUCUUGAGGCAUUCUUCAGGCAGGAGUGAGCGAGGUGUCACCCUUCCAGCCUAUUUUUUAACCUGUAUUUUACUCCAUCACUUCAGUGCUUCUUUUUUUUUUUUUUCCUCUCGAAGCUGCAGAAAUGUUCAUGAAAGAGAGCAGAGCUGACGUCUGAUAAAGACAUGUACCUUGACAACAGCUCCAUUGAAGAGGCUUCGGGAGUGUAUCCCAUUGAUGACGAUGACUAUGCUUCUGCAUCAGGCUCUGGAGCUGAUGAGAAUAUAGAGAGUCCAGAGCUGACAACAUCUCGACCGCUUCCAAAGAUUCCAUUCACUAGCGCUGCUCCAGAAGUGGAAACCACGACGCUGAACAUGCAGAACAAGGUACCUGCUCAGACGAAGUCACCUGAAGAAACUGAUAAGGAAAAAGUUCACCUCACUGACUCAGAAAGGAAAAUGGACCCAGCUGAAGAGGAUACAAAUGUGUAUACUGAAAAGCACUCAGACAAUCUGUUUAAACGAACAGAAGUCCUGGCAGCCGUCAUUGCUGGUGGAGUUAUCGGAUUUCUCUUUGCAAUUUUCCUUAUUCUGCUCUUGGUGUAUCGCAUGAGAAAGAAGGAUGAAGGAAGUUAUGACCUCGGAGAACGCAAACCAUCCAGUGCUGCUUAUCAGAAAGCACCUACUAAGGAGUUCUAUGCGUGAAACUUCCACUUAGUGUCUCUAUUUAUGAGAUCACUGAACUUUAAAAAAUAAAGCUUUUGCAUAGAUUAAUGAAGAUCUUUGUUUUUUGUUGUUCUUUUUUUUUUUCAUUGAAGAGCCAUUUUGGGACUUCAAUGAUAAAAUCCCAUUGUAUUUAAAACUUUUCAUGUAUUUCUUUAGAACAACAUAAAAUUAAAACUUAACAUCUGCAGUGUUCUGUGAAUAGCAGUGGCAAAAUAUGUUACAAAAACUGUCAAUGUUCAUGGAAUUGGUUUAAACGUUUAUGCACAAAUACAAAAUAAUUGUUUUUAUCCUAUGGUUCGAAGAUGAAAGCUGUUUAAUUAGUGUCAGCAUGUCUCAGAUUGACUUUACCAAGUUGGUCUUACUUUGUUAAUUUAUCUGUUUUUCCCCUCUCCUCUACUCUCCCUCCUUGUCCCAUUCAAUACAAAACACAAAACUCUGCCUUUGUAGUUGUUACUGUGCAAUUUGUCUUCAGAUAAUUCAGAUACUGGUAAUUCAGUGCAGAUGUGAUUUUCAAAUAUGUAAACUUAACCUCCACUUUGUAUAAAUUUUUAAGUGUCAAGACUAUCUGUUUCACAAGUGCUUUGGUUUUCGUUACCUGUAGCUUCAGGCAGAUUUGCCACAGGAAAUUAAUGUGUAAAAUUGGAUUAUUACCACCAAACUGUUUAGUCAUAUAUGUCUCAUCAGAUCUUCUUUUGGGAGGAUUUGAUGUGAGUUACUGACAAGCCUCAGCAAACCCAAAGAUGCUAACAGUAUUUUGAGAAGUUGCUGCAGAUUCCUUUGGCCACUGUAUUUGUUAAUUUCUUACAAUUCGAAGGUACGAGUAGGGGUUUAAGGAAAAGUCAGUUUUUGUUCUUAAAAAUGCAUUUAAGUUGUAAACGUCUUUUUAAGCCUUUGAAGUGCCUAUGAUUCUAUGUAAUUUGUUGCAGACUGGUAUUAAUGAGUAUAUGUAACAGUUAAAAAAAGUUGGUAUUUUAUAAGCACAGACAAUUCUAAUGGUAACUUUUGUAGUCUUAUGAAUAGACAUAAAUUGUAAUUUGGGAACAUAAAAACUACUGAAUAAAUCAUGUGGCCUAAUAUUGAAAAUGUCACUGUUACAGAUUUUGUACAUUUUCAAUCAAAUGUACACCUCCCCUUUGCUGACGUCUGCUCUCAAGGAUGACGUGGUUUGAUUUGAGUGUUCCAUAGUGUCUAUAAAUCAAAACCAAAGAGCUCAUCGAUGAGGCUGUUUAUUACCAGAUUUCUUCUGAAUUGGCCAGAGGAAAUCUGAGUGUAUCAUCCUGUGUGUGUUUGGGUGUAGAUAAUGGAAUGCUGCCAGAGAGAGAAUUGAGAAGUUUGCAACCUUUAUAGCAUAGCUGAUGGCAGUAUUGAGAUGGAUGCCUGUUUGUGCAAAUAACUUUCCAGAAAACUGAAGGCGGCUUCUGCGACGCUGGCAUCUAAGCUUUAGUCUUAUACAUUGAUUUACCUUUGAAACUGUACCCCAAAUCUCUCCUGAAGCUUAACCGGAGAGCUAGCUAAUAAAAGAGGUACCAUGGUUCACACUGUAGGGAAGGACACAGCAGAGGGGCUCUGUGCAUUGAAAGGAGGGCCUCACUGCUUGGGACCAAAAUUGCUGCAAAACACUGAAGCCUGACGAUAUGGCAAUAUGAGGGUGCCCUGCCUGGGUACUUCCUUCUGACUGUGUGGUUCCUCCUAGUUUACCAUUACUUGCCAUUGAAGUAGGAAGAAGGCAGCAAAAACAACCUUUCCAACAUAUAAUUUACUUGUAACAAAAAGUAUGAAUACUUCAUUUAGAGAACAUUCCCUGAAAUUGCCACAGAACUGAUUCUUUUUUUUUAAUUUAAGCAGCACUUGGAGCAGUGUUUACUUAAAUUCUUAAUGGCCUUAAUUUUCAAAUUCCUGUCCCGUCGCUUACAGACUCCAUCCACCUUGGAAUGAUUAAAAGGAAGUGAUGAGAGCACCUUUUAAUGCGGCAUGUCCCUCAGUUACAGAGGCUAGGAAUGUAGUGGGUAUAUACCUCUCCCUGUGCAAGGCACAGGGAGAUUCAGGUCGUACGUAGAAUAUAUCAGAUCUUGGAAUGUCCACGCCAGGAAAAGGUUUCUGGCAAAUAUUUUGUCACUGCUGUAAAGCAAAAUAUUUGUUAAAGUGCCAAAAUAAAGUCUGUCAUGCUGAAAGUAAAAAAA